UAAACGCGCUCUCCAAUAGAUCAUAUGGCAUGACACCGGACGAAGCAUAAACACUCAUGGCGAACAAAAAGGUCUCCGUUUCUUCAACUUCCCUCUCCAUGACUCUUCCGAUUUCGUGCCAGAUAUGUCUAGGGAAGGUUAGAGAGCCUGUAGUUUGUCCUAACCAACAUGUGUUUUGCUCAAACUGUAUGGAUUUGUGGCUACGAACACACUCAUUCUGCCCAACGUGCCGAACGCCGAUAACAACGGAGAAGCCCUGCAAGAAAAUUCUUGGAAGUAUUGAUUUGCCAGUGAGUAAUGAUGCUGUAACAAGGGCAGACUUAAGACGUACAAGACUUGACUUAAUAAGGCAAGAAUAUGAGGAUGAAGUCAAGUCUCUCCAAAACACUGUCGAUCGUCUAAAAGCUGAAAACAAGCAACUUCAUGAAAAGAUGAUUGAAAGAGAGCGAACAAUGGCAUCUAUGGAUUUCACCAACAGACAUCGUGACAAAGAUGAUGGUGGUACUGGAAAACUAGACAUUGACAUGUUGGUAAAACUUACCACCAGAUUACAAGAAGCAAGCUACACUUAUGAAAAUCUGCGAGGUGAUAUGGACAAAAUUAAAGAGGAUAACAAGAGAUUACAGGAAGAAAAUAGGACUCUAGUCAGGGAAAAUUCACGUCUCAAAGAAGAACCCAAAUUUUCAAAGUCUCCUCAGAGGUACAGUCAUUACACAAUGGCUGGUCUUCAGACAAAGGUGGGUCAGUAUGAACGUGAGGUUCAACAGCUUAGAAGGGCACUUCGAAGGAGUGACACCUAUAUAGAGGAUUUAACAAACAAGCUGGAGUCAUCCUCAGGGCCAGCUUCCUCCAAACUUAAAAGGGCACAUCUUAGAACUAGCCCUGUACCAUCUUCAUGUACAAUAACAAGUCUCGCAGAUGACCAAGAUCCAUCAGAGAAGAGUAAAAGUAGUAAAAGCUCAGAUGUUAUUGAUGUUGAGAACCCCAGUCCACCUGAAGAUGCAAGUCCUCCUGUUGACAGUAGUCUAAAGAAAAAGAUUUCAACUGCAAGUGAUAAUGAAAAUAUCACUUCCAAUGGUCACUCCCCCAUCCUAGCACCAGUUAGCAGUGAAAGGUUCUCCUUAGAUAAUACUACUUCAUACGGAGGAGAAGAAAGGGAAUCAGGUUUGAGCUCCAGACGUAGCUCUGAAGUCAGCUUGUAUGGUCAAGACCUCGAUAUUCCUCCUGGGCCUCUCACAAGUUCACUAAACAUUCUUGAGCCAGUGGAAGGAGAAGCUCUUGAUCGACCUCCAUCUAGAGGUGAGCUUUUGUUACUUGGCGACCCUUCCAGCAGGCGACAGGAGAAGCCUGCAUUGGAAGAAAACCUCAAUAUGUUCACAGCAAGCCGAAGAUUGAUGAUGAUGAGUGAGCGAAGAGCAAGGCAAAGAGAAUCACUGGAGCCUGGUAAACUUUUGCGAGAUCUUGGAUCUUGUUCACCAACCAGCUCUGAGGGAGGAAAAAGAAAAUCGCUUGAUGCAAAAUCACUUGAUUUUGAUUUAUUUACUCCUGCACCAGAUGAGGAAUCACCCAGCAAUUCAGCUUCACAGGAAAAUUCCUCUCCCCCACCAACAUUCAAUAGAGAUGCAGAACUUACUGAAAAUGAGUCCCCCUGUUUCCGUACCUUUUCACUAGCUAAAAUAAAGUCAGAAAUUGAGGUAGAUAAUGAAGACGAAACCACUGCCAAGAAGCCAAGACUUGACUCAGAUGAGUUCCCAGAUGCUGAAGAGGAGGAUAAAGAGGAGAAAAAAAUUAAUUGAUUGCACCACCACUUCAUUCUUUAAGAAUCUUUUUUCAUAUCAUGUGAAAGCACAAUGUGAGUUUUUUUACCAGGUGAGAGGAGUUAUUUCAUAAUUUUAAUUUAUUGUAAAUCAUGCUUUUAUUAAUGUUGUAUAUAUUAUUUACUUAUUAAGUUAUUGAAAAAAGUUAUACAUUAAUAGUGCUGCAAAGUAGGAUUAAGUGGUUUUUAUUUGUAAAGAUGAUGUGUAUUUUUUUAGAUGAGCAUGUACAGUAUUGAAAUGAAGUAAAGAGGGAGAGGAAAAAAAAUCAAUUUAGAAAGUAACAGCUAGAGAGUUAAUGACAAUCAUUCACCAGAAUAUGUUGAUUAUCCUUAUUAAUUCACAGAGUUCCUUCUGUUUGUGUUUAAUUUUUUUCCCUCAACAUCAUCACUUUAACAAACAAUCUGAAGAAUUGAAUAAUUCAAACAUUUCUCUCUGGACUAUUUUGGACCUUUAGAAGAACAACAUUAUUUCAUGAAUUGUGGGUAUGCCUGAGGUA
Pocillopora damicornis (cauliflower coral) is the source of this 2313-nucleotide messenger RNA. RefSeq lists its product as uncharacterized. Lineage: Eukaryota; Metazoa; Cnidaria; Anthozoa; Scleractinia; Pocilloporidae. Gene Ontology annotation, biological process: protein monoubiquitination; regulation of DNA replication. Gene Ontology annotation, molecular function: ubiquitin-protein transferase activity. The record is from RefSeq and is a predicted model, not a curated record.